This is a messenger RNA of Rhodotorula toruloides NP11, 846 nucleotides long. RefSeq names its product haloacid dehalogenase-like hydrolase. NCBI's taxonomy places the organism in Eukaryota, Fungi, Basidiomycota, Microbotryomycetes, Sporidiobolales, Sporidiobolaceae. The record is from RefSeq and is a predicted model, not a curated record. Bases 1 to 846 code for a protein of 281 amino acids. The transcript has 5 exons.
AUGGUCAUCCGCCGCGUCUUGCUCGAUGCUUUCGGGACCGUCUUCUCUCCUCGCGAGCCUGUCUUCCGGCAAUACGUGGCUGUCGCACGCUCGUACGGCCUGCAGGUCAAGGAGGACGAGGUCAAGGACGCUUUUAAGCAAGCCUUCAAGAAGUGGGCAAAGCUGCACCCGCUGUAUGGGAAGCACAGCUCGCCUCCGCUCGACUCGUCGCAAUGGUGGUCCGGCGUGAUUGGCGACACUUUCCGACAAGCUGGCGUUCUUGCUGCCGACUUCGAGCCCGUCGAGCGGGAGCUCUGCGAUACCCUCGUCCGACGAUUCUGGGGCAAAGAAGGCUACGAGCUGCACGACGACUGCGUCCCCUUUCUCCGAGCACUACACAGCGACCUCGCUUUCCCUCCACCCGCCAUCGUUAGCAAUACCGAUACAGCCGUCUUCAAGAUCCUCGAUUCGCUCGAGGUCACAGCAGCGACUUUCGAGCCUUCCGAGGCAGGCAUCAAACAGGACAAGAUCUGGACGACUUGGGAGCUGGAGAAGGAGAAGCGCAGCGUGGAGUUCUGGGAGGAGGUGUUGCGGCGGCUGCGGGAGAUGACGAAAGAAGCGGGCGAGGCGGAGCUUUCGCCGAGCGAAGUGUUGGUGGUCGGCGACGAGUUUGAGUCGGACUACGAAGCGCCUCGCAAGGCAGGCCUGCGGAGCCUUCUCCUUCGAAGAACAACCACAAACGGAGAACACGCUCGUGCGAGCUAUCAGGACGACGAGAGGAACCUGCGGAGCGAGGACGCGGUGGCGAGUCUGAUGGACGUGGUAGAAUUCAUCAAGCGGGAGAACGAGGGGGUGAGGAAGCGGUAG